This is a messenger RNA of Neltuma alba, 1729 nucleotides long. Its product is annotated as calcium/calmodulin-regulated receptor-like kinase 1. Bases 280 to 1572 code for a protein of 430 amino acids. Gene Ontology annotation, biological process: protein phosphorylation. The record is from RefSeq and is a predicted model, not a curated record. NCBI's taxonomy places the organism in Eukaryota, Viridiplantae, Streptophyta, Magnoliopsida, Fabales, Fabaceae. The transcript is spliced from 8 exons. Gene Ontology annotation, molecular function: ATP binding; protein kinase activity.
UCCUAUGACUCUCACUCUACGGUCCAAUUGUGGCGCUGCUCAAACCUCAAGCUGAUGCAUCUUUUUCCCUUCAGAUUCUCUUCUGUCGUUAUUGUUCUUGUAAUCUCAUUCGAGUGUGAAUGAUUUCUUCUCGCUUGUACGUUUCUGGGUUUCAACCUUCUUGUAGUUCUUCUUUGGGAAAGCGCGUUACUUUUUCAACUUUUCUCAUCUCGAAUGAACUGGUGUAUGCUUCAAUGGAUUGGAUGAUCAAUAAGGCAUAGAAAAGUCACAAAAAAGGAGAUGAAAGACGAGUCGACAGGACUGAUAAUUGGAAUUUCCAUAGGCGUGGUUAUUGGAGUGAUUUUGGCUAUUUCUGCACUGUUCUGUUUCAGAUACCAGAGGAAGCGUUCACUAAUAGGCAAUAGCUCCUCCCGAAGGGCGGCCACCAUACCCAUCCGUGCAAACGGUGCUGAUUCUUGCACUAUUCUAUCAGACUCAACACUAGGUCCAGAAUCGCCAGUAAAGUCUGGGAGGAGUGGUUCAGCCUUCUGGGUUGAUGGAUUUAGGAGGAGUAGCAUGGUUUCAGCAUCCGGAAUACCUGAGUAUUCAUACAGGGAUCUGCAGAAGGCGACAUAUAAUUUCACGACACUUAUAGGACAAGGUGCGUUUGGUCCUGUUUAUAAAGCUCAGAUGUCUACUGGGGAGACAGUUGCAGUUAAAGUUCUGGCAACUAAUUCUAAGCAAGGGGAGAAAGAAUUCCAUACGGAGGUUAUGUUACUGGGGAGGUUACACCAUAGAAACCUGGUGAAUUUAAUUGGAUAUUGUGCAGAAAAAGGUCAGCAUAUGCUGAUUUAUGUCUACAUGAGUAAAGGCAGCUUGGCUUCCCACUUGUAUAGUGAAGAGAACACGGCACUGAGCUGGGAUUUGAGGGUUCAUAUAGCCUUGGAUGUGGCAAGAGGCUUGGAGUAUCUUCAUGAUGGGGCGGUUCCUCCCGUGAUCCAUCGAGAUAUCAAAUCCUCAAAUAUUCUACUGGACCAUUCCAUGCGAGCUCGGGUUUCGGAUUUUGGGCUAUCAAGAGAAGAGAUGGUGGAUAAGCAUGCAGCUAUAAGGGGAACCUUUGGGUAUCUUGACCCUGAGUAUAUCUCUUCUGGCACUUUCACUAAAAAAAGUGAUGUCUACAGUUUCGGGGUGUUGCUUUUUGAACUUAUUGCCAGCAGAAAUCCUCAACAGGGGCUUAUGGAAUAUGUUGAGUUAGCAGCAAUGAACACUGAGGGUAAAACUGGUUGGGAGGAAAUUGCUGAUGCUCGCCUCGAAGGAAAGUUUGAUGUUCAGGAGCUGAAUGAGGUUGCAGCCCUUGCAUACAAGUGUGUGAACCGUGCCCCGAGGAAACGCCCCUCGAUGAGGGACAUGGUGCAAGUCCUGACACGGAUUCUGAAGUCAAGGCCCCCCAGGAAUCACCACAGGAAGGCCUUAUCUGCAACUACAGAUGAAGUAGCUUCCAUGGAUGGUGAUCAACCAGAAACUAAGAUUACUGUAACUGAUCACAGGCGAGAAGAGUCAGUGGAUAGUACAGUUGAUGUCUAUGAAGUAUAGAAGUUGGUUUUGCCUCUUGCUUCUUUCUUUUCUUUUUAAAAGCUAACAUUUUCAUGAUUGGGUUUUGCUUUUGAAUAUAUGUCAUGUGGCCGUAUAUAACAUGGUGUAGGGUUUGGUUUCUAUGAUUGUGUUGAUCAUCAUUCCCUGUAUUUCUUUG